Microthlaspi erraticum is the source of this 828-nucleotide messenger RNA. The record is from the annotation of a GenBank genome assembly. Lineage: Eukaryota; Viridiplantae; Streptophyta; Magnoliopsida; Brassicales; Brassicaceae.
AUGAAGGAAGGUGAUGAGUGGAAAACCGCUUUUAAAACCAAGCAUGGUCUAUAUGAGUGGCUUGUGAUGCCAUUUGGCUUGACCAAUGCGCCAAGCACUUUCAUGCGCUUAAUGAAUCAUGUCCUUAGGUCUUUCAUUGGUCAUUUUGUGGUUGUUUAUUUUGAUGAUAUCCUGAUCUAUAGCAGGACCUUUGAUGAUCAUCUUAAGCAUCUUGCCGCGGUUGAUGAAGAGAAGGUCGCAGCUAUCCGGGACUGGCCUAGUCCUAAGACCGUUGGAGAGGUCAGGAGCUUUCAUGGCUUGGCCGGAUUCUAUCGGCGGUUUGUUAAGGAUUUUAGCACUAUAGCCGCGCCAAUGACUGAGAUUAUCAAGAAGGAAGUUGGUUUCAAAUGGGAGAAGGCACAGGAGGAAGCAUUUCAGACUCUUAAGGAUCGACUUACUAAUGCACCUGUUCUUAUGUUGCCUGACUUUCUUAAAACUUUUGAAAUUGAGUGUGAUGCCUCAGGAAUCGGAAUAGGAGCUGUUCUCAUGCAAGACAAGAAGCCGAUUGCCUACUUCAGUGAGAAACUUGGAGGAGCCACUCUCAAUUACCCGACUUAUGACAAGGAGCUUUAUGCCUUGGUCCGAGCCUUACAAACAUGGCAACACUAUCUUUGGCCGAAGGAGUUUGUUAUCCACACUGAUCAUUCAUGCGGAGUCAGGUUUUACCAAACUCCUAGACCUCUGCAAGUGCACAGAUCGCGGAAGUAUGGGUAUCGAACACAAGGACUGGCUAUUGAGUACACUUUGAACUAUGGAUUUUGGAUCAAGCUAAAACAAAAGUAUGAUUGA